UAUUUUAUCGAAAACAACCAUUUUGACGGACGCGCACCGUAAAAAAAAUAUUUUAUUAAUUAAAACUGGUAGCGAUUCGUACAGAGAUUGCUGCCGCGUUUAAGUGCUCUGAAACUGAAAUCUAAAACAAACAUGGCGCGUGCCCAGAGUCCCGCCGGCGAGGGUGAAAAGGAAAAGGAUGUCAAAGAGAAGGACACCAAAGAGAAGGAGGGCAAGGCAGCCACCAGCAACUCUUCGCGCAGGGAGCGCGAACGCAAACGCCGUGGUUCCGCCUCCUCUAGCAGCGACUCCAGCAGAAGUUCAUCUGACAGCAGUUCGUCGCGCAGCAGCUCUGGCAGUGGGUCCCGCUCCAGCUCGAGCAGUUCCAGUGAUUCGUCGAGCUCCUCCUCGUCGUCGUCCAGUGACUCGGAUCGCAGCGAGAAGAACCGUCGUCGCGGUGCAGCUGGUGGUGGUGGCGCCGCGGGUGGCAAGGAUAAAGACAAAGAGAAGUCGCGUACGCGAUCACGGUCACCGCGUCGCACAUCGAAAUCUCCACAGCCCAGCAGCACCAAGGCACGCAAGGAGCCCGAACGGGAGCGAGAGCGACGCAGCCGGUCCAGGGAUCGUGCCCGUCGUGCUAGCUCCAAUGACAGAGGAGGAGCAGUGGGUGGCGGCGACAGCAACAAUGUGAAGCGAGAGAGAUCCCGCUCGGCCAGUCGCUCGCGGUCGCCACGGCGUCGUGGACGUGCCUCGGUAGACAGGACUCCGCCGCCGAAGAGACGCGAGCGCACACGUUCCCGCACCCGUACACGCUCGCCCACACCGAAGCCGGUGCGCAUCCAUGUCGGUCGACUGACCCGCAACGUGACCAAGGAUCAUGUAUUUGAGAUCUUCAGCAGCUUUGGGGAUGUGAAGACCGUCGAGUUUCCGACCGAUCGCUACCAUCCCACUUUCGGACGUGGCAUGGCCUACGUGGAGUAUGGCACCGCCGAGGACUGUGAGAGUGCCAUGAAGCACAUGGAUGGCGGCCAGGUGGAUGGCCAGGAGAUAACCGUGUCGCCCGUUAUCAUACCCAAGCAGCGCCCACCCAUGCGUCGACCCUCGCCACCGAUGCGACGGCCGCAGGGCAACCGCUGGCGUUCCCCGCCGCAAUUCAAUCGAUUCAAUAAUCGUGGUGGCGGCGGACGUCGGCCAUCGCCUCCAAACCGCAACAGGAAUCGUUCACCACGCCGUCGCUCCCGGUCCCCCAUUCGUCGUCGACGUCGCAGCAACAGCUCGGACAGCUCCCGCUAAAGAGGGAUCCCUAGAUGUACAUUGGACACGCGAUUUCUACUUUAUACAUACAUAUAAAACACAAGCUUCAAUUUAUUUCACAUUAUAAUCGGAACAAUUUAAGUGCGCUGAGCAUAGAGGCGGCACAAAAUAAAUAAAUUAUACAAUA
Drosophila obscura is the source of this 1420-nucleotide messenger RNA. It is a transcript of the gene RnpS1, whose product is annotated as RNA-binding protein with serine-rich domain 1-B. The coding region runs from base 133 to 1272 and encodes 379 amino acids. The record is from RefSeq and is a predicted model, not a curated record. Gene Ontology annotation, biological process: mRNA splicing, via spliceosome. Gene Ontology annotation, molecular function: RNA binding. Gene Ontology annotation, cellular component: cytoplasm; ASAP complex; nucleoplasm. The transcript has 3 exons. Lineage: Eukaryota; Metazoa; Arthropoda; Insecta; Diptera; Drosophilidae.